Pipistrellus nathusii (Nathusius's pipistrelle) is the source of this 309-nucleotide messenger RNA. Lineage: Eukaryota; Metazoa; Chordata; Mammalia; Chiroptera; Vespertilionidae. The record is from the annotation of a GenBank genome assembly.
AUGGCUGCGGGAGGAGAUGGCGUCCUCCAUCUUGUCGGGCCCACUCGGAACCGGUCUGUGGGGCUGGGCGACGUGUCCCCUGCAGACCCCGCUGCGGCCCGCCAUUCGGCAAGGGACAGCCUACUCCCGGCGUCUGCGUGGGGCCCAAGGAGACCCAGACCCCGUUCCCACCCCGAAGGCCAAGAUGGAGGCCCAGGGGCGCCACUGGAGCCGGGCCCGCUGCGAGUCUCUGGGCGCCGCCGCCGCCCGCCUGCGUCUCCCCCUAGUGGCGGAGUGGGAUUUAAUGGAAGUUGGCCAAACACCAUUUGA